AUGAAAGAUAUAUUAAAUAAAAAACAGAUUUUUGAUUCUAAAAAGAUACAAGAACACAUUAUAAAAAGAAGGAUGGUCUAUAAUAUAAUGUCUUGCUCUUCAAUACCUACCGCUCAUUCAAUAGAAAAAGACAAAAUCCAUUCUGGCAAUGUCAGUCAUUCUAAAACUGAAAAUUAUUCUUCUAAUACAAUAUUAGAAUCAAAAUAUUCUUUUUCUAAUUUAUUAAAAACAAGUUGCAAGGAAGAAAACGUUAUGAAAAAAGAAAAAAAUAAUGUAUUUUUAUCUUCAAAAAAUGGAGUACAAAAUUCUCGUUACGAAACAGAGAAAGCAAUAAGAAAUACUAUUGCAUUGGCUGUGAUAACAAGAUUACACCAAUGGUGUUGUCAACUAUUUUGGUUAACAAUUAUAUGUGUUAUGGGUGCAUGUGGAGAUCUUCAUUAUAAUAAAAGCAAAACAUUACAAGAUAUUCGUAAAAGUCUUACUAAAAACAAUCUUCAAUCAAAUACAAUUUUUUCUGUGUCAAAUAAAGAUGUCACAUCAAAUAGUCAUGUUAAAGCUAAUAAAAAAACAAAAAAUGUUACUCAGAUUGAAAUUCAAUUGCUAAGACAUCUUACAUGUCCUCAAACAGCAAUUUUAAGACCAUUAAUAAAAAAGAAUAAAAAAAGACUUGCUUCACGUCCCCCAUCUAGACAACUUUUUGAUAUUAUGGAAGAAGAAUUUGAGUAA
Messenger RNA from Strongyloides ratti, 726 nucleotides. RefSeq lists its product as hypothetical. The record is from RefSeq and is a predicted model, not a curated record. NCBI's taxonomy places the organism in Eukaryota, Metazoa, Nematoda, Chromadorea, Rhabditida, Strongyloididae. The transcript has 4 exons. The coding region runs from base 1 to 726 and encodes 241 amino acids.